This is a messenger RNA of Camelus dromedarius (Arabian camel), 10117 nucleotides long. RefSeq names its product tubulin tyrosine ligase like 7 (gene TTLL7). Gene Ontology annotation, molecular function: tubulin binding; tubulin-glutamic acid ligase activity. NCBI's taxonomy places the organism in Eukaryota, Metazoa, Chordata, Mammalia, Artiodactyla, Camelidae. The coding region runs from base 2832 to 5492 and encodes 886 amino acids. The transcript is spliced from 22 exons. Gene Ontology annotation, biological process: protein polyglutamylation; microtubule cytoskeleton organization. Gene Ontology annotation, cellular component: cilium. The record is from RefSeq and is a predicted model, not a curated record.
UCCAGGCUAUGUGUCUGAGAUUGAAGCAUGUAUGAAUUGAAAGACAUUUUUCAAGCUGAUGCCUAGAAGCCAAUUGUCUCGUGGAGGAAACGCGCAAGGAAGUCUCUUCUUAUUUCACUUGAGUUCUGGCAUUUUAUGCAAGGACAUUUUGAAGAAAUUUUCUUUAUUUAACAACAAAGUUAAAAAUGGAACCCAAGUUUAUUAUUCUUUGUAUUGGUUAGGAAUCUGGUUUAAGCAAAAAGGAGUUUUUAAAUUUCUAUCACCAGAAAGUUGAGAAAUAUAUUAUCUCUCUCUCUCUCUGCCUCCUGCAUGUUGAUUUUAUUCUCAGACUCUGGCCGAGGCAAGGUGAGGACCAGCAAUGCAGGCCUGUGCCCUCUAGGUUCAAACCCAGCUCGGAAGAGAGCCUGCAUUCUUUAAGACUCUUAAAACAAGUUCUAGGCUUGAUUCUCGCUGGUCUUAGUUGGAUCCUGUGUUCGUCUCUGAAUCAAUUCCAUGCUCAAGGGUAAGGAAUUACAGUCACUCUGGAUCUGAGUCAUUUGCCUGGCCUUGGAGCUGGGAUUCGCAUUGACCCCAUGAAGGCACAUGGCAUGAGAGCAGUGCUCCACUGGAGGAGAUUCAGAUGACUGUUCACAGAAAGUGGUGCAUUAGGCUGUUGGCAAAAAAGAUAAAUGCCCGAAGUCAUUGUGCCAGUGACUCAGUGACUUUGCAUUUAGGCUGCUUUAUCUUUUUCAGAAACAAAAGCAGUCAUCUCUGUUGGAGUAGCAUGUCCAUUAGAAGGCACAUUUAGCUGAUGGUGACAGAAACUUUAAAUAACAGUGGCUUAACAAGGUGGAGAGUUUUUUUUUUUUUUUUCCCCUAGAGGUAGGCAGUCCAAGACUGAGGUAGCAUUUUAAUGACAAAACCAAUGUCACUUUGAAUUGUUGCAGCUCCUGCAAUCACAUUUGUAUUCUGGGAUGGAAGGAAGUGUCCACCAAUUGUCUACUUCCCUUUUACUGGGAAGUCGUGCUCAGAUACUUCCACUUCUACCUCACUGGCCGGAACUUGGUCACAUGGCCGUCUAUACCUGUCAGGAAGUCUGGGAGAUGUAAUUGUUUAGAUAAGUACAAUGCCACCUCUAAUAAUGAGCCAAUAGGUGUUUUGUUACCAAGGAAGAACUAGUAAAUGGCUAUUAGGUAGGUAGCUAGCAGUCUUUCUACAUGCGUUAACUUAUGAACUGAUAUGGAUCACACAGGAGGCUUAAGAACCCAGUGAAUUUUAUACAUUUAAGAUUUAAAACUUACUUUAGAAGUAGAUAAUAGAACUAAACAUAGCCUAAACUUGGUAAUGGGGUGUGCAUUGAAUGAGUAUCAAACAUAGAGGUCAAAGAAAGAGUUAAAGGUGAUUCUAACUUCUCUGUCUCUUGAAUACUUGGCUAUAGUGAUGCCUUUACCAAGAUAAGGAACAUAAGAAGUCAAAGAGUUAAGUUUUGGACAUUUGAAACUAGAAAUGCUGGCACCCGAUGACAUUGGGGUGAUGUCAUUGGCUCACCAGCUGCACAUUUUGGUAUCUAUUGUGGAUUUUCUGGCAGAGAACAGAGAACCGGAUAUUUUAGAAAUUCUCCACUUCCCUCAGUCCCUCUCUUUCACCUUGUGAUCUAGGUUAUAGAAAGUUAUGGAAAGUUGGGUCCAAAGAACCUUCAAUUCCAGCUCUGUAGCUUAGAACAAGGGCGAGCUCUUUGUGUGGUCCAGCCUGGGUUGGGUAUUUUGAGGAUGUGAGGCUCAGCAGUCCUGGAUUUUGUACAGCUCUUUGCAGGGUAACGGGAUGAGAGGAGGCAAAUGGAUUUACAAAAGUGAGUGCUAUAUGCAAAAAGUUAAUUGAUAAAAAUAACGUGUUAUUUCUAGGGAGCAAAAGAGACUUUCUUUUAGGCUACUAGAGCAUUACAUAGAACUGCAGCACUGUGUUCUAGGAGAAAUGUACCCAAAACAUCUUUUACCUGUACUUAAGCAUUUGAUAGCUACAGUGUGAAAUUAUCUUGUCUUCUGUCACUUUAACAACUUGACUUAUAGCUACUACUUGCUUUGAACUAAAAUUAUUUAGUUCAACAUUUACUGAGUGGGCUUUUUGCCUUUCCUAAGUACUGGAAAUACAGCUAUUAAUAAGGAAAAGAUACCUUCAAAGUAUGCUGUGUUAUCAUUACCCAUUUAUCAGUCCCUCCUUUUUCAUGUCAUACUAGGCUAAAUUCCAAAGGCAAGGGGUUCCACAGAGCUUAGUGGAAUUUUGUAUGGGUGCUGUAUUUUAAUUGUAAACAUUGAGCAAAUACUAAGCAGGCUAAAGCAAUUUGAAAUAUAAACAAGCAGUGUGUUGGUGGGAGCAACUGUUGCUCAAGGUCAAUGUUGUUAUUAGAAUGAAUAAAUAGUUCUGUUUGUUCUUAUAUAAUGUCACACUUGGCCCCCUACUGGGUUUUUAGAAGUGGUUGAUCACAUUUUUCUUUCUUUUUUUUUUUUUAGGUCUAGAACACACUACAGAUCUAGCUUUUGAGACUAUACCCCGUCUGAGAAAGGGAGACAAAAGUUUCUAUGUCCAGGGAGCAAAGGAGAGCAUUAUGAAGUGGAGCUAUGGAGAACUAGAAAAGAGUGUCUAGGGUGGAUGGCUCGGUUCCAACAGGGAGGAAUCAAGGUACCUUCUUAUUCCUUAAUUUCAGUGUCCCGAAAUCCAAGAAUUCCACCAAGAUAAUAUGAUAGGAACUUUUGGUGAUUUGGAGCCAUAUCCCACUUAGACCGAUGCAGGCCUUCCAGACUUCCUGAGAGCUUGGAACAGCAACACACACUGCUUUUAAACUGGCGCAGGCAAUAAUGCCGUCUCUGCCGCAAGAACGAGUUAUUCAGGGACCCUCCCCCCUGGAUCUGAAUAAAGAAUUGCCUUAUCAAAGCACAAUGAAAAGGAAAGUCAGAAAGAAGAAAAAGAAGGGAACCAUUACAGCCAAUGUUGCUGGGACAAAGUUUGAAAUUGUUCGUUUAGUAAUAGAUGAAAUGGGAUUUAUGAAAACUCCAGAUGAGGAUGAAACAAGUAACCUUAUAUGGUAUGAUUCUGCUGUUCAGCAGGAGAAGAUCGCUGAGCUGCAAAAUUACCAGAGGAUCAACCAUUUUCCAGGAAUGGGGGAGAUCUGUAGGAAGGAUUUCCUAGCAAGAAAUAUGACCAAAAUGAUCAAGUCCCGGCCUCUGGAUUAUACUUUUGUUCCUCGAACGUGGAUCUUCCCUGCUGAAUAUACACAAUUUCAGAACUAUAUGAAAGAAUUGAAGAAAAAAAGAAAGCAGAAAACUUUUAUAGUAAAGCCGGCUAAUGGUGCCAUGGGUCAUGGGAUUUCUUUGAUAAGAAAUGGUGACAAACUUCCAUCUCAGGAUCAUUUGAUUGUUCAAGAAUACAUAGAAAAGCCUUUCUUAAUGGAAGGUUACAAGUUUGAUUUACGAAUUUAUAUUCUGGUAACAUCGUGUGACCCACUAAAAAUUUUUCUCUACCAUGAUGGACUCGUGCGAAUGGGAACCGAGAAGUACAUUCCACCGAAUGAGUCCAAUUUGACCCAGUUGUACAUGCAUCUGACAAACUACUCCGUGAACAAGCACAACGAGCGAUUUGAAAGGGACGAAACUGAAAACAAAGGCAGCAAACGUUCCAUCAAAUGGUUUACAGAAUUCCUGCAAGCAAAUCAGCAUGAUGUUGCCAAGUUUUGGAGUGACAUUUCAGAAUUGGUGGUAAAGACUCUGAUUGUAGCAGAACCUCAUGUCCUGCACGCAUACCGAAUGUGCAGACCCGGUCAGCCUCCAGGAAGUGAAAGUGUCUGCUUCGAAGUCCUGGGGUUUGACAUUUUGUUGGAUAGAAAACUAAAGCCAUGGCUCCUGGAGAUCAAUCGCGCUCCAAGCUUUGGAACUGAUCAAAAAAUAGAUUAUGAUGUAAAAAGGGGAGUGCUGCUAAAUGCACUGAAGCUACUAAAUAUCAGGACCAGUGAUAAAAGGAGAAACUUGGCUAAACAAAAAGCUGAGGCUCAAAGGAGGCUUUAUGGUCAAAAUUCAAUAAAAAGACUCUUACCUGGUUCCUCGGAUUGGGAACAGCAGAGACACCAGUUGGAGAGGCGGAAAGAAGAGUUGAAAGAGAGACUCGCUCAGGUACGAAAGCAGAUCUCAAAAGAAGAACACGAAAAUCGACACAUGGGGAAUUAUAGACGAAUUUAUCCUCCUGAAGAUAAAACACUACUUGAAAAGUAUGAAAAUUUGUUGGCUGUUGCCUUUCAGACCUUCCUUUCAGGAAGAGCAGCUUCAUUCCAGCGAGAGCUGAAUAAUCCUUUAAAGAGGAUGAAGGAGGAAGAUAUUUUGGAUCUUCUGGAACAAUGUGAAAUUGACGAUGAAAAGUUGAUGGGCAAAACUGCCAAGCCUCGAGGACCAAAGCCUCUGUCUGCCAUGCCCGAGAGCUCCGAGAUCAUGAAAAGGCAGAAAUACAGCAGCAGUGACAGCAGCCCCGGGAGCGGCAGCAGCUCCUCGGAGUCGGAGGACAGUGAGGAAGACGAGCACCGCAAUAAGAAAAAAGAAAAGCAGGUCACCUAUAACCUUAAACAGCCCAACCACUACAAAUUAAUCCAACAGUCCAGCUCCAUAAGGCGCUCGGUCAGUUGCCCUCGGUCCAUCUCUUCCCCGUCGCCAUCCAGUGCGGACAACCGCCCCUUUUCUGCUCAACAGAUGAUAUCAGCGUCCCAGCCGACUUCUGCGUCUCGGUCACAAUCUUUAAACCGUGCUUCCUCCUACGUGAGGCCUCUGCCUCAGAGUAACGAUGGCAGCUCUAACCCUCAGACGAGUGAGUCUUUGCGGCAACUGAGAACAAAAGAACAAGAAGACGAUCUAACAAGUCAGACCUUAUUUGUUCUCAAGGACAUGAAGAUCCGGUUUCCAGGAAAAUCAGAUGCAGAAUCACUACUUCUGAUAAAAGAUAUCAUUGAUAACUGGAAGUAUCAUAAAACAAAAGUGGCUUCGUAUUGGCUCAUAAAAUUGGACUCUGUAAAACAACGAAAAGUUUUGGACAUAGUCAAAACAAGUAUCCGUACAGUUCUUCCACGCAUCUGGAAGGUACCUGAUGUUGAGGAAGUAAGUUUAUAUCGGAUUUUCAACCGAGUUUUUAAUCGCUUACUCUGGAGUCGUGGCCAAGGACUAUGGAACUGUUUCUGUGAUUCAGGAUCCUCCUGGGAGACUAUUUUCAGUAAAAGCCCGGAGGUGGUGACUCCUUUGCAGCUCCAGUGCUGCCAGCGCCUGGUGGAGCUCUGUAAACAGUGCCUGCUAGUGGUUUACAAAUAUGCAACUGACACAAGAGGAUCGCUCUCAGGCAUUGGUACUGAUUGGGGUAAUUCCAGGUAUUUACUACCAGGAAGUACACAAUUCUUCAUGAGAACACCAACCUACAACUUGAAAUACAGUUCACCCGGAAUGGCUCGCUCCAGUGUUUUGUUUACAUCCCGAUAUGGCCAUUUGUGAAACAGAAGGGAAGAUCGCCAUGGGUUAUGCAUAAUAGCAAUUCAUUUUUUCCCCAAGUUAACACUGCAAAGACAGUGACCAUUAAGUGCUGUUUUAUGUAUAUAUGACAUAUAUAUGUGUGUGUGUGUGUGAAAAAAUAUACACACAUGCACUCAAAUAACAUAUAUUUAUUAUAAUAUAUGAAAGAAGAAUUAGCAGAAAACUGGAUAUAAGAUUUAACCUUUCUGAAAAUGUAAUAAACCAUGUUAAAAUUGUUUACACAAAUAUGUGAAUGUCUAGAAUUUGCUAGGUUUGUAAGUAAUACCUUCCUACUAGAAAUGUUAUUUUUGCUGCAGAGUAUAUAAAACAAAAUUGAUCUUGAAGAUCCCAUUACAAUGUUAAAUUAUUUUCUAGAUAACACAUCUUUUGACUUAAAAAAGCAUUACUAGUAAAUUACCUUAUUAAUUUCCUUAUAUAUUGUAGCCAUUUAAAAUUAAAAAAAAAUUAGAAGCUUGAUGAUAGAAUUAAGUAUAAAACGGGUUCGUCAUUACUGUAGCACACUGCAAAGGACUAUAACAACCCCAACCUGAUUCUCCAACAUUUUUAUUCCUCUGUGUGGAAACUUAGCUACUCUUGAUCAUGUAUAUUUGCAGUAAGGCUCUAGUGAGAUCAUAUUAUGAUCUAAAAUGGAAGACAAUCCAGUGAGUUAAAAAUAAACUUACUAGCUUGUAUUUUUACUUUUCAUUAGGAGUCACAUAAAGGAACAGAAAAUGAUGGUAAUGACAAAAUCUUUCCAUGUGAUUUUUGUAUCUCCUGCCACUCUUAACACUCACUUUUAUUUGGCAAGUGUAUCUCUGAUGGGUAUAUACGGUCAAAUACAAUUUCUUCUGUUCUUCAGAAGUAGAAGAGCUGACAUUUUAAACUUAGUUUGAUGUUACAGAAUAACGUGUCACACUUACUAGGUCUCUCAAUGCUGAGACCAACUCACAUUUCAAAGUCUAAUACAGCGUUUCCAUAUUGCAUCAUAAAAAAUAAUCUAAAUUAUUGCAAGUAGAAGAUUCUGAUCACUAGAUAUUAUUAGUCAUGGAUGUGCCCUUGAGAAUUUAAAAAAAUCAGAAUAGAGUAUGAAGUUUUCUACUUGUCCAAAGUUAUUAUGCAUAAGUUUCAUAGCAGUCGACUUCUUUUUCUUGCUUACAGUUUCAAAAACGAGUGAGCUUUCAGUUUUCCAUACAAAUAUAAAACAGCACAUGGAGAUCCUUAGAAACUGCAGUAUUCACCCUUUAGAAGUUUACUUGAACGUCUCCCAAUAGUUUUAUUUUCUCACAGAUGCUAAUUAUUUGCAAAAUUCAUGGAUCUUUUGCCUCCUUUUACUUUCCUGAGCUAUUUCCAGUAAAUCAAGAAAUGGUCCCAAAGCAGAAGGAGAACUGGGAGAGGCAAACUGGCCUGGUUUAAUUCCCAAGCUGGAUAACUGGCAACCCAAAGCUGUAAGUUAGAUGUAUUUUGCUUUUAAAGCCAUGUUCUGAAGCUGUAUUAGGAUAAAAGAGGUUUUUCCCCCCAAAUUGUGGCUAGCUACUUGAUUGUUUAUGAUUGCCUAACAUCCGUAUUCUAAUGGAUGCUUUUCCUUACUAAUUGCAACUCAAGGAAAAGUUUGUUACUGUCUUUGUGGAAAAAGAAGAUAAGGGUGUCUGGAUGAAGGAAGUUACAGCAUAGCUCUGAGUGUUUAUCACUCCAACUGGUGAAUUCCUAAAUAUGUUUAGAAUUUUUUACGAUAAAUAAUGCAAAAGUUGGGAUAGUCACAAAAUUAUUAUAAGACUGAUCAGCAAGUAGGCCUUGUCAUGGAGCAAUUUUAGUCAUUUUUCUUUUAAAUUCAUGGUUCAUUCAUGAAUGAGACACGGUUUCAAGUGUCUGGUGUGUGAUAUCAACCCAGUUUGUUGGCCACUCUCUUGCAUUAGCUUAAAUCAGAAGGGUUACUUAAUUUUGCUAGAGUGGGCGCUUUGGAAAUUCUGUCCUUAGUUGUACAAGAGUGAAAUUUUUAUUUAAAACAGAAAAAGAAUGUCCAACAUAUCUUUCCCGAGGGGAAAAAAAAGUACCGAGUAGAGAGUAAAUUUAAUUGUAUGAAGCUACCCAACUAACUGAUGAGCAAAUUUCAUUUCUCUAGCUACUUACGUCUGGCUUUUUUUGAGUACCAGAAUUUUAUUGCCCGCAUUUGCCCAUUCAUCCUGAUCUAGUCUGAUAUGAUGAAGUUGUGAAUAAAAGCCCUCAUUACUUAUAUAUACUAGCUGGUGUGCUGUGGACCAAGCUUGGGGUAGUGCUCAUUCCCUAGUGAGAGACUGAGAAGAGAAGAUACAGUAAUAAAGUGUGGGCAUCUCCAGAGGCCGUAGAAAUGUUUUAGAGGUAUAAAAUAUUCCUUAGUUUUUGUUAUAAAUUUUUUAUUCAUGGAGUUAAAACACAUCAGUAGUAAUGAUAGCCUGGGCCUGACUUGCUCUUCUAGGAGAGAAAAUAACUUUCUCUGAGGAAGUCCAGAAGCUCUCCAGUCUCACCAGGAGACUUUAAUAAGGAAUUGGCUUCCUUGAUGAUGAAAGCAUGUUUUCAUUCUGUUAUAAAAAAAUACAUCCCUGCUCAUUCUGUAAACCUAAUGCUGUCCAGAACUGUGAUUGGAAUGAUGUCCAAAAUUGUAUCAAAAGCAACCUUUUAAUGUUAAAUGAUUAUUUAUUAACAUAGUAUGAGAUUGCAAAUUAGUUUCCAUUUUAAUAACCCUGCAUUGUAAUAGUUACCAUUUGCUUUAUGUAAUCUGUUGAAGGAGCUAUUGUGAUUCAUAUCAUGAUUAUUAGCAAUAAUUUUUUUUAACCUUGCACUUGUGAAAAUAAAGUUGCAACAGGGUCAAAUAUGGAAAUGGUAGUGGUAACCUCUGUCAGUGACAAAGAUCUACACGAAUGUUUUCAUAUUUCUAAAUUAGGUCUAAAUACACACUGUCUGCUAAUUCUUUCCCCCAAAACUAAAGUGAGCCAAACUCAAGCAAAAACCUCCAACCUUCCUUUCACCUAAUGUUUACACACAGCUAGAUGAUAGUGGCUUCUGGACAUCAGGGAAAGGAUUUCUUUCUAAUUUUUCUUUUUAAAUUGGAAAGUAUAUGAUUAUAGAAUUUUGUUAUCUAACUCAAAAUUCCACAUAUUUUUAAUAUAAAGUAAUCUAAAUGCUUUCUUCUUUAGCAUGUUAAAGCCAUUCCAUUAAAAAAAUUCUCUUUAAAUCUAAACAUCCACAUUACUUGACCUUAUCAAAAGUACCAAAAAAUUGAUAGCUGCAUAAAUUCUAUUAUUUCUAGUUUUCUAUGAAGCACAGAUUCAUUCUUAAAUAUAUAUUCUUUAAAAAAUAAUAGCAAAUACCUUGAGAAGAGUGAUGAAAAAUACCUUCGUUUUCCGUUCUGUAAUGCUGUUUUACAUUUUGAGUCUUAACUGUACUUGGUUCUACGGUUUAAACAGUAAGUGUAAGUACCAUUAGUUGUGUUCCUGUGAGCUGGUGAUUUUGGAAAAUUUGCUUUUCUCUUUAAAUGAAAAAAUUUUAGCUUUCAAGAACUGAAAUUUAGUUAUGUAAAUAUUUUGGCUAAUGCUACUUAUAAAUAAAUCAAAAUUUUGGAAGUGUAUUCAUGAACAAAAUUUGAUUCCUUACAUUGUUUUUUUUUCUUUUUUUUUUUUAAACUUUAAGUUCCAUUUGAAGUUUUGACCUUUGAAUGGACAAAGUCAAGAAAAGAGAAAUCCUGCCUUUUAAACAAUGGUUUAUGGUGGUGUAUUUUUGCCUCAGCAUCAAUAAAACUUAGAUAAAAUGUGUUAUUGGAUGAAGUUCAGUUUUUCUGCUGAGAUUUUUUAAGAACAAGGUUGAAGUUUCAAUGCCUACAAACAUUAAUUGUCUGGAUCCAUAUGAACCAAGAUACGUGGCUACAAAUAACAGUCUUGCAACCAAAAAUUGAUAUUUUAAAACUUACUGCAUACUUUGAGAUUGCUGCCCCUUUUUUAGUGUUUUUUGUUUUCUGUUUUGCUUUAUCAUGAGUGGGUAUAUGGUAUAUUGAAGGAAAACUAUUCAGGUAACACAUUCUGCAGUAACUGAGCUGUAUUACCUAAAAAGAGUUACAUAAAGCUUUUAUUUCAUCCCUACCUGUUAACUUGAAAACUAUUGGUAAAUCAUAAUUCAAUAAACUAAAAUCUUAUAAACUAGUAAGAAGACUUACCUUACAAAAGUAGUCAGAUAAUGCUGAUUCUUCUCUUCCAAAGGCUAAAAAUGACAGUUCUUGGUCCUGAGAUGGUUGGUUAGUACAAUAACUGUAGUACACGCCACAAUGUUGAAUAUUAAUAGAUUUGCUGAAGAUUCUGGGUUUGAAGAUUAGCUUGGAAGCAAUACACUUGCUACCAUGAAUCAUGACUUAAAUUAUCCCCAUGUGUUUUACUGCUUGUGUAUGAAUGCAAAUGUUGUUACAGAAAAUAUGCUUGAAAUGUCAACACGAUGUGCAAUUAGUAUUGCAUUGUCAUGCUUCAGCAUGUGAUAUCUGUACGGUGACGUUAUUUCAAUUACUCAGAUAUGUUACUAUAAUAAAAAUGUUUAACAUAAGAAAGUUACAAUAUGUCAUCAGAUGGUUAUUUCUGUUACACACACAC